AUGUCUGACGACGCCGCCGGCGCGCCCGCGACUGCUCCCGAGCAGGUCGAGAAGAAGGAGGAGGCUGCCACCACUGUGGUCCACGCGACCGAAGACUCUGUCGACAAGCCUGUCGCAUCCGACGAGACUGUCGAAGCCCCCGCUGCUGCCGCGUCAGAGGACAGCGAGGCCAAGAAGUCCGCGGCGGAGAGCGCAGAAGCUGCUGCGGCACCGGAUAGCGACGGCGCCCCCGCCGCCGAGGCUGACGCGAAGGCGUCCGAGGGGGAUGCCAAGGAUUCUGAGGCGAAGCCCAGCGAUGCUGCCAGCGCGCAAGACAAAGACGACAAGGAUAACGAUGCCGAAAUGAAGGAUGCUGAUGCCACCGCUGCCGCCGACGAUGAUGACUCGGCCGCGGCCGCUGCCGACGAGUCGGCCGUGCUCGACACCCCCGCCGGCGACAAGUCCAAGGGCCGUCGCAAGUCCACCUCGGCUGCCGAGGCCAAGGGCAAGAAGCUCAACAAGAAGGGCUCCAAGGCCAGGAUCUUGCACCUCGACGCGAAGCCCGGCGAGCACUACCUCGUCAAGCUCAAGGGCCACCCUCAAUGGCCCGUCAUCAUUGCCGACGAGGACAUGCUGCCCCCUAGCCUCACCGAGCCCAAGCGUCCCGUGACCUGCCUGCAGGCGGACGGCACCUAUCGCGAGGACUUUGCCGACGGCGGCAAGCGCGUCGCUGACCGUACUUUCCCCGUCAUGUACCUCCACACCAACGAAUUCUCCUACGUGCCCAACUCGUUCCUUCAGGAGCUCUCGAGUGAGCUCGCCACCGAGAUGCUCGAGAAGAAGAUCAAAAACAAGAAGCUCGAGGCAGCCUUCGAACUUGCCGUCGAGCAAAACUCGCUCGAGUUUUACAAGGACCUGCUGAACGAGCACGCCGCUGAGCUCGCUGCCAAGGAGGCUGCCGCCGAAGAUGCCGCCGCCGCUGCCGCCAGCAAGAAGAAGAAGCGAGCCUCCAUUGCGGCGGUCGAGACGGAGGAUGUCGACAUGGCCGAUGCCUACGACGAGGAGGUUGAGGAUGUCGAAGUCCCCGCCAAGUCGAAGUCCAGCAAGAAGCGCAAGGCCGAGGAGGCGGCGACUCCCCAGCGAUCGGAUUCGGCUAAGAAGCCCAAGAUCAAGCUCACCACGUCCUCCACGCCCAAGGCCACCAAUGGGACGUCGACGCCCAAGGCGGCAAAGGAGUCUGCUGCCAAGCCGGCAAAGACCAAGUCCAAGAAGGACGGCGCUGAGAAGAAGGCGGAGAAGGAGACACCCAAAGAGCCGGAGCUGAGUGCGGAAGAGAAGCACCAACGCAAGGAACGUGAGGUUCUCUUCCUCCGUCACAAGCUCCAGAAGGGCCUCCUCACCCGCGAGCAGAUCCCCCAAGGAGGACGAGAUGAAGAUGAUGUCCGAGUCUCGAUCAUCCGGGCGACCAAGAUCAACAAGGUGCUCAAGGCGAUCCUCAAGCUCGACUCUAUCCCUAAGGAGGCCGAGUUCAACUUCAAGUCUCGCUCCCAGGCGUUGCUGGACAAGUGGACCAAGAUUCUCAGCACCGUGGACGGUGUUGCCGCCCCGUCGACAGCCAACGGAGUCAACGGCAACACGGAGAAGAAGACGGAGCCGAACGGCAUCAAGGACGAGGCCAAGGUGGACGCCAAGUCGGAGGAGGCGGCCGAGGCGAAGAAGUCGACACCCGAGGCGACCGAGGAGACUGAGGCGAAGCCAGAGGGAACGCCAGAGAAGACAGCCAAUGCCCAGCAACAACAACAACAUCAUCCGGGCAGCCGGACGGCUCCUGCCAAGCCAUUGUGGCUAUAG
Molecule: messenger RNA, 1830 nt
Organism: Verticillium dahliae VdLs.17
Lineage: Eukaryota; Fungi; Ascomycota; Sordariomycetes; Glomerellales; Plectosphaerellaceae
Product: PWWP domain-containing protein
Exons: 7
Coding region: 1-1830 (609 amino acids)
Source: RefSeq, a predicted model, not a curated record